AUGGCGAAAACAAAACACCCACAGUUUAUGGAGUACGGGCGCUUCAGAGAGAGAAGGGAGCCAGAAUAUCCGUCCAUCUUCGAGAUCUUUCCCUGUCAACCGACUCCAGGACCUGCCCCUCGCAUCAAGAAAGAAGAGAAUAAUAAGGACGACACUCAGAAGGACGGUCGUGCAGAGGGACACGCUGUUGGGCGUGUCAAGAAGAGAAAGGCAGUCGAAGAAACACCACCGUCUGAUGACCGCGAGCGCAAACACACCGAGCAGCGUCGCCGUCGCCGCAAGAGACGUGAGAAUAAACUGGUCGCUGCGCCACAGGAGGGCCUUGCUGGGGUCCACGUUAUUGGGCGCUUCAAAGUCAAUAAGGUCGUAGAAGAUAAUCCACCGUUUAAGGAUCAAGACACCGACCUGGCCACACAAAGAGAGAUUUGCCUCAAGGAACGAGAUAUAAUACUGGUCGAUGCGCCGCAGGAGUGCCCCAGUGAGGUGGAUGCUGGCAAGAUGGCUCAAGAGGAGGAGAGAGUAACUGAGUGUCUCGUGGAUGCUGCCAAGAUGGAACAAGCCCAUCAAGAAUGUCAAGAUUUAGAGGCGGAGGCAGCCAAGAAGGGCAAAGCGUGUGGAGAGAUUGAGGAAGGGGCAGAUGAUGGUCUCAUGGAUGCUGCUGAGAUUGACCCACUAUGUGGAGAUGAGGAGGAAGGAGCAGCUAAGGGUCUCGCGAAUGCUGCAAAGAUGGAAAAACACUUUCAAGAAUUACAGGAGAAGACAGUUGAGAGUCGCAUGGGUGCUGCCAAGAUGGGUGAAGUGUGCGGAGAGACUAAGGUAGGGACAGAUGAGAGUCUCAAGGAUGUUGCUGAGAUUGACAAUGAAUGUGGAAAUGAGGAGGAAGGUGCAGCUAAGGGUCUCGUGAAUGCUGCUGAGAUUGAAGAAGCUAGUCAAAAUUUAGAGGAGAAGGCAGCUGAGAGUCUCAUGAAUGCUUCCAGGAUGAAACAAGCCCAUCAAGAUUUACAGGAGAAGACGGUUGAGAGUUGCAUGGGUGUUGCCAAAAUGGGUGAAGCAAGCGGAGAGACCGAGAAAGGGGCCGAUGAGAGUCUCGAGAAUGCUGCUGAGACUGACAAAGCAUGUGGAGAUGAGGAGAAAGGGGCAGCUAAGGGCCCCUUUAAUGCUGCCAAGAUGGAACAAGAAAGUCAAGAUUUAGAGGAGGAGGCAGCUGAGAGUCUCAUGGGUGCUGCCAAGAUGGGUGAAGAUUGUGGAGAGAUUGAGGAAGGGGCAGAUCAUGGUCUCGUGGAUGUUGCUGAGACUGACCCAGUAUGUGGAGAUAAGGUGGAAGGGGCAGCUGAGAGUCUAGUGCGUGCUACCAGGAUGGAACGAGCCCAUCAAGAUUUACAGGAGAAGACAGUUGAGAGUCGAUUGGGUGCUGCCAUGAUCGGUGAAGCAAGUGGAGAGAUUGAGCAAGGGGCAUUUGAGAGUCUCAAGGACGCUGCUGAGAUUGACAAAGCAUGUGGAGAUGAGGAGGAAAGUGCGGCUAAGGGUCUCGUGAAUGCUGCCGAGAUGGAAAAAGCUCAUCAAGAUUUAGAGCAGGACGCAGCCGAGAGUCUGAUGGAUGCUUCCAAGAAGGAGGAAGUUCGUGUAGAGGUUGAGGAGGGAGCAGCUAGGAGUCUUUGUAGCCAACCCUCGGGUGCCGCUUGCACCCACUGA
Schistocerca piceifrons (Central American locust) is the source of this 1692-nucleotide messenger RNA. Its product is annotated as glutamic acid-rich protein-like. NCBI's taxonomy places the organism in Eukaryota, Metazoa, Arthropoda, Insecta, Orthoptera, Acrididae. The transcript has 4 exons. The coding region runs from base 1 to 1692 and encodes 563 amino acids. The record is from RefSeq and is a predicted model, not a curated record.